AUGACAAUAAUUCAAUUAGUGUUGGAACAAUUAAAUCAGAAUAUUCAGAUUUCAACCGGACAACACCGUAGUAGUAAUUCGAGCAUUCGAGUUUUAAACUAUUCAACUUCUAAAUCUAGAAUUCCAAGUUUCGAGUUUUCCGCUUAUCAACUCGCACGUGACAGCAGCGAUCAAGGUCAAUCACAUCACGAAGAACAAACACAACAGGCCCAAUCGACGGAUAAUAUCGAUCAAGAGUUCAAGCAACGUCUGGAUCAGAUGAAUCAAGAGCUCGAGCACCGUUUCAAUAAAAUUCAGGAAAUCCAUGUUUCGGAUUCGGGACCGUCGGAAUCUAAUGCGAUUCCGUCACCAGGAUUUCAUGGGAUCCGUCGAAUUCCUGUAGGAUCAGAAGGAAAACUAGCUGCUCUUAUCAGCCUUUUAUCUGUUGAUGAUCGUGGCUGCAAGCAAGAUGAGUCAAACAAAAAUCUUCGACGAAGCCAGGAACGUUCACCGUCAGCUGACCAUGCAACGACUUAA
Messenger RNA from Adineta ricciae, 516 nucleotides. The record is from the annotation of a GenBank genome assembly. NCBI's taxonomy places the organism in Eukaryota, Metazoa, Rotifera, Eurotatoria, Adinetida, Adinetidae.